AUGACUGAAUCCAAUAAGUCAGUGGACACAGGCGAGGUGCCACCGGAGAAGACUGGCGAUGUCGAGAAGUACGGCUCCGAUGGCACCUCCUCUGGGAAUGAGGCCACAGACAGUGACGGUAAGUAUCCCACUGGCAUGGUCUUAUGGUCCAUCCUGGGGCCAGUUACGAUUGCCUACUUUCUUGUCUUCCUCGACAUGUGCGUCGUGUCUACCGCAGCCCCCGCCAUUACACAGCGGUUCAAUUCUCUGAUCGAUAUCGGCUGGUAUGGAGGAGCGUACCAGCUCGGGAGCUCAGCACUGCAGCCGCUCACCGGCAAGAUAUACAGCCACUUCAAUAUAAAGUGGUCAUUCCUUGUAUUCUUCUUCAUCUUCGAGCUUGGAUCUGUCAUUUGUGGAGCGGCCGUCUCGUCGCCAAUGUUCAUCGUCGGUAGAGCCAUUGCAGGUGCCGGCUCGUCGGGUAUUGGAAACGGUGCCCUGACCAUCAUCUCGGCUGUGAUGCCUCCCAGAAAGCAAGCCAAGUUCCUGGGUAUUAAUCUGGGCAUUGGCCAGCUCGGUAUCGCUUUAGGCCCCAUCAUUGGUGGUGCAUUCACUCAAAGUGUUACAUGGCGUUGGUGCUUUUACGUCAAUCUUCCCAUUGGCGGUGCUCUAGCCAUUUUGCUGCUUUUUGUCAACAUCCCCGAGAUGACGGACAAGCUGCCCCCGAGGCAAGUCCUUGGUACCACCAUCAAGUCUUUGGAUCUUCCUGGUUUUAUGCUCAUCAGCCCCGCGGCCAUCAUGUUUUUGCUUGCAUUGCAAUACGGCGGCACUUUGCAUCCAUGGAAUAGCUCUGUUGUCAUCGGCCUUUUGGUUGGCGCCGUCGUCACCUUUAUCCUCUUCCUCGUCUGGGAAUAUUACCAAGGUGAUAACGCCAUGGUGCCCUACGCAAUGAUAAAGAAGCGUAUUGUCUGGUCUGCUGCGGCUAAUCUGUUCUUCCUUCUUGGUGCCAUUUUGGUAGCCGAAUACUACCUCGCCAUUUAUUUCCAAACAGUGCUCGAUAACGGGCCCAUCAUGAGUGGUGUGCAUCUGCUGCCGACGACUCUGGGAUUGGUCCUUUUCACUAUGCUCUCUGGAAUGAUGACCGAGAUUUUUGGAUAUUACCUGCCUUGGAACUUGGGAGGAAGUUCUAUGGCCGCCAUUGGCUAUGGCCUCAUGUCUAUGCUGAAGCCUACGACCUCUUCAUCAAAAUGGCUUGGGUACCAGGUCCUCUAUGGUGUUGGUAGUGGCGCUAUGAGCUCGGCGCCCUACGUAGCGAUCCAAAAUCUUGUCCCACCCCCGCAGAUUCCUAUUGCCAUGGCCAUCAUAAUCUUUUGUCAAAACAUGGGCGGUGCAGUCUUCCUUGUUGCUGCCAAUUCCAUUUUCUCCAAUGGCCUGCGCAAAGAGCUCCAAAAGCACACCAACGAGAUCGGCGUCAACCCAGACAUCAUCCUAAGUACCGGAGCUACAACUAUCCGAAGCCUCGUUUCCGGCGAUAGACUCACAGCCGCGCUCAAGUGCUAUACCACGGCAAUUAGCCAUGUCAUGUAUCUCGGAAUCGGAGUCAGCAUCGCCACGUUUGCUUUUGGCUGGGGCUUGGGCUGGGUUGAUAUCCGGAAGGUGAAGCAACUACAUGUUAUUACUGCAGAUCCUUCUCCAGCCGCGCCGGAGAGCAAGGAGAACGUGGACUCGGCCGCCGAGACGUUGACGACGGCGUAG
Trichoderma virens Gv29-8 is the source of this 1731-nucleotide messenger RNA. RefSeq lists its product as uncharacterized. Gene Ontology annotation, molecular function: transmembrane transporter activity. The record is from RefSeq and is a predicted model, not a curated record. The transcript is spliced from 5 exons. Gene Ontology annotation, biological process: transmembrane transport. NCBI's taxonomy places the organism in Eukaryota, Fungi, Ascomycota, Sordariomycetes, Hypocreales, Hypocreaceae. Bases 1 to 1731 code for a protein of 576 amino acids.